GAGGAGGAGGAGGAGGGGGAGGAGGAGGAGGGGGAGGAGACGCGGUCUCCUUUUCGCCGCGCUCCGCGCCUUCCUUCCUUUGCACCGCCGCCAUGUCCCGCCAGAGCUCCCUCCUCACCUUCUUCCCCAAGUCGGAGCCUAAAGACGACAGUGGUGGGAGCGACGCCGAGGCCAGCCCCAUGAUCUCGAGAGGCCACGGAAGUAUCCGCGGCAGGACUAGAGCGCCGCCGACAGAUUGUGACUUUGAAUUUUCACCCGGUGAUUUGGUUUGGGCCAAACUUGAAGGAUAUCCUUGGUGGCCAUGCCUUGUGUACAAGCAUCCAACAGAAGGGACGCUUUUCAGGGGCAGAGGAAGAGCCUCUCGCAUCCAUGUACAGUUUUUUGAUGAUGACCCGUCAAGAGGCUGGGUUAGCAUUAGAUUCAUAAGACCAUAUACAGGUUCCACUGGUAGAGAUACCCAGAGGGGAGGUAUGUUUCACAGUUCAAAACCUGAAAUUAAAAGAGCUAUGGAACUAGCGGAUGCUGCUUUGAAAAAAGAGAAGAGUGAGCGACUUGAUCUGGCAGUGUGUGACAAACCCUCAGAAAGUGAGGAAGAUGAUGAUGAAGACAUGGAGCAAGUGAGCGAUGAGGGUGAUGAUUUUGGCACGUCUGAGGAACUGAAACAAAGAAAUAAAAGGACAGGUGGAAGAAAGCAGCAUGAUGGAAAAGCCAAAAAGAGAAAGGUUGUCAUGGACUCAGACAGUGAUCAUGAGGGCUCAGACGUGGAGUUUAAACCAGACGAAGUUAGCAGUGAUGAAAAUAGUGUUGGAGCAGGUGAUAGUGAAGCUUCUGAAUCUGAGGCGGAUCCAGGAAAAGGAGUAAAACGUCCCCUUAAAAUCCCUCCUAAACCAGUGCAGGAAAAGACAUAUAAACCUCCCCAGAACAACCUUCCUGAAACUCCCAGCAGGGAAAUGAAUCUUUCUUAUGAGAUAAAGUAUAAGUUAGCAUCUUUUACAGCUCCUGAAUGCUUUGAUUUUCAACCAAGCUUUAACGGAGGAGGUGGAGGAGAUGGCCAUCCAACUGUGUGGGAGCAUGAUAAAAUUGACUGGCUCCACGAUGGGAAAAGGAAAGAUGCUCGUAGAAGACGGCAAAAUGAUCCAGAUUAUGACCCAAGUACUAUUUUUGUGCCAGAGGACUAUCUGAAAAACUGCACCCCAGGAAUGCGGAAGUGGUGGGAGCUGAAGAGUAAGAAUUUUGACUCUGUGAUUUUCUAUAAAGUUGGGAAGUUCUAUGAGUUAUACCACAUGGAUGCUGUUAUUGGCGUUAACAAGCUGGGUCUGGUGUUCAUGAAAGGCUCUUGGGCUCAUUCAGGCUUCCCAGAAAUAGCCUUUGAUAGAUUCUCCAGCAUAUUAGUCCAGAAAGGACACAAAGUUGUCCGUGUUGAACAGAUGGAGACUCCUGAGAUGAUGGAAGCACGCUGUAGGUCCUUGGCUCACCCCACAAAGUAUGAUAGGGUUGUGCGCCGAGAAGUAUGCAGGAUUAUUUCCAAAGGGACGCAAACAUACAGUAUUUUAGACGGCGACCAUUUGGAGACCCACAACAAAUAUCUCCUCUGCAUGAAAGAAAAAGCAGACGAUUCUGCUGGCAUCUGUCACACCUAUGGGGUAUGCUUUGUUGACACAACUGUAGGAAAAUUCUAUCUGGGUCAGUUCUUAGAUGACCGCCAUUGCUCAAGGUUUAGAACUCUCCUGGCACAUCAUACUCCUGUGCAGAUCCUUUAUGAGAAAGGGAACCCCUCUGCAGAAACGCAAAAGAUCCUGAAAGGCUUACUCCCUUCUACUGUGCAAGAAGGUUUGAUUGCUGGUACUCAGUUCUGGAAUGCAUCCAAAACUCUAAAAACUCUAGUUGAAGAAGGCUACUUUCAGGAUAAAGAGAAAACAAGCAGUGGGGUCACUCUGCCUCCAGUAAUCAGAUCGAUGACGGCAGAAAGUGACUCACUGGGACUUACUCCUGGGGAAAACAGUGAACUUGUGCUCUCUGCUCUUGGCAGUUGUGUCUUCUACCUUAAAAAAUGCAUUAUUGACCAGGAACUCUUAACAAUGGCAAAAUUUGAAGAAUACAUUCCUGUGGAUGUUGAUAUUGCAAAAGGAACAAAGUCAAGUAGUGUAUUUGCUAAAACAAGCCAGAGGAUGGUGUUGGAUGGGGUGACUCUAACAAACCUAGAAAUACUGCAGAAUGGAACCACUGGUUCAGUAGAAGGCACAUUGCUGGAGAAUAUUGACACUUGUUGUACACCCUUUGGAAAGAGACUCCUGAAACAGUGGCUCUGUGCACCACUGUGUAAUCCUUGCUCUAUCAAUGACCGCCUGGAUGCAGUUGAAGAUCUCCUAGCUGAGGCUGCCAAAAUGUCUGAAAUUCGUGACCUUCUACAAAAAGUUCCAGACCUUGAACGGCUUUUGAGCAAAAUUCAUAGUAUUGGAUCGUCACUUAAGAACCCGAAGCACCCAGACAACAGGGCUGUUUUAUAUGAGGAGGCCAGAUACAGCAAAAAAAAAAUAAUAGAUUUCUUGUCUGCAUUAGAAGGGUUUAAAGUAAUUGUUGAAGUUAUCUCAAUUUUGGAAGACAUUGUUGAUGGUUUUUCAUCCAAAACACUAAGACAGAUUGCGACAGUCAAAUCUAAAAAUCCAGAAGGUCGUUUCCCAGAUUUGAAAGAAGAACUGGAAAGGUGGGAUGCAGCUUUUGAUCACAAUGUUGCACGGAAGACUGGUGUGGUUAAUCCAAAAACUGGGUUUGACUCAGAUUAUGAUAAAGCACUACAGGAUAUAAGCGAGGUUGAGGAGCGCCUUCGUCAGUAUUUGGAAAACCAGCGUAAACGGCUUGGCAUCAGAGCCAUGAUGUAUUGGGGAGCAGGCAAAAACCGCUACCAAAUUGAGAUUGCAGAGACUGCAGUGCCCAAGGACUUGCCUGAUGAAUAUGUGCUGAAGUCUAGCAGAAAGGGCUUUAAGCGCUACUGGACUAAAGACAUAGAGAAGAUGCUGACUGAUAUUGUCAAUGCUGAAGAGAGGAGGGAUGCAGCGCAGAAAGAUUGUAUGAAAAGGUUAUUCUACAACUUUGAUAAAAACAGCAAAGACUGGCAAACGGCCGUGGAAUGCGUUGCAGUUCUAGAUGUCUUACUGUGCCUUGCACAAUAUAGUCAGGGAUGCGAUGGACCAUUGUGCCGACCCGUAAUUCUGCUUCCGGAGAAUAACAUCCAGCCCUUUCUGGAGCUGAGACGUUCCCGCCACCCAUGCAUUACGAAAACGUUCUUUGGAGAUGACUUCAUCCCUAAUGAUAUCCUGAUAGGUGUAGAGGGUGAAAAUGCAGACCCUGAGAGCAAAGCGUACUGUGUUCUAGUGACUGGUCCAAACAUGGGAGGCAAGUCUACCCUCAUGAGACAGGCCGGCCUUUUGAUAAUAAUGGCUCAGUUGGGAUGCUUUGUACCUGCUGAAUCUUGCAGGCUUACUCCUGUCGAUAGAGUGUUCACCAGACUAGGGGCUUCAGAUAGAAUUAUGUCAGGGGAGAGUACAUUCUUUGUUGAGCUGAGUGAGACUUCCAGUAUAUUACAGCAUGCAACAGAGCAUUCCUUUGUUCUUAUGGAUGAACUAGGUAGAGGUACAGCUACUUUUGAUGGAACUGCUAUUGCUAAUGCAGUUGUCAAAGAACUUUCAGAGAGCAUCAAAUGUCGCACCAUGUUUUCAACACAUUACCAUUCUUUAGUAGAGGAUUAUUCCCACAGUCCCUCUGUGCAGUUAGGACACAUGGCAUGUAUGGUAGAAAAUGAAAGUGAUGAUCCUAGCCAAGAAACAAUCACUUUUCUCUACAAAUUCACUAAAGGAGCUUGUCCUAAAAGCUAUGGCUUUAAUGCUGCAAGGCUUGCUAACAUUCCAGAAGAGGUUAUUCAGAAAGGUCACAAAAAGGCAAGAGAGUUUGAAAAAACUACCCUCGCACUAAGAUUGUUCAGGAACCUUUGCCAGAUAGCUGAAGGAUCCCCAGUAGCCAGAGAUGAUCUUGACAAGCUAACUUUGGUUCAGGCAUAAGAGAUCCUGUAUAGUUUCUACAGCAGUUUUCAAAGGCAGUAUGCAGACAACAAUGAUCUAAUAAACUUUAUUUUUUAAAAAUGA
Molecule: messenger RNA, 4139 nt
Organism: Rhineura floridana
Lineage: Eukaryota; Metazoa; Chordata; Lepidosauria; Squamata; Rhineuridae
Gene: MSH6
Product: mutS homolog 6
Exons: 10
Coding region: 93-4055 (1320 amino acids)
Biological process (GO): mismatch repair
Cellular component (GO): nucleus; MutSalpha complex
Molecular function (GO): ATP binding; ATP-dependent DNA damage sensor activity; mismatched DNA binding
Source: RefSeq, a predicted model, not a curated record